AUGAUUAUUGUAUCUUAUUGCUGUUUUGUGCGUGCAAUUGUAUUGGAAAGUGGAUUGUGGGGUAGGCAAUGCAAGUCUUCAACAGUAGCAAAGGAGAACUGCGCUUUAAAAUGCCUUUCACCGGCUUGUUAUGAGCUCAUUUACGAGAAUGAUCCGUUGGAAGAAGGAGAGAAAGAUUAUACAAGGAGUCAAGAGUACAAGUACUGUAUGCACAGGGAUGGAUAUGUUGUUUCUCUCGAAGUACAGUGGCUGUAG
Messenger RNA from Ilex paraguariensis (yerba mate), 255 nucleotides. Lineage: Eukaryota; Viridiplantae; Streptophyta; Magnoliopsida; Aquifoliales; Aquifoliaceae. The record is from the annotation of a GenBank genome assembly.